Molecule: messenger RNA, 978 nt
Organism: Chelmon rostratus (copperband butterflyfish)
Lineage: Eukaryota; Metazoa; Chordata; Actinopteri; Chaetodontiformes; Chaetodontidae
Gene: gbx1
Product: gastrulation brain homeobox 1
Exons: 3
Coding region: 7-978 (323 amino acids)
Biological process (GO): regulation of nervous system development; regulation of transcription by RNA polymerase II
Cellular component (GO): nucleus
Molecular function (GO): DNA-binding transcription factor activity, RNA polymerase II-specific; RNA polymerase II transcription regulatory region sequence-specific DNA binding
Source: RefSeq, a predicted model, not a curated record
CCAUUUAUGAUAAUGCAGAGACCAGGCGGCCAAGGGACGGCGUUCUCAAUCGAUUCUCUGAUCGGGACCCCUCAGCCCAGACCGGGACACCUGCUCUACACGGGCUAUCCUAUGUUCAUGCCGUACAGACCUUUGGUUAUUCCACAAGCUUUAUCCCACUCGCCUUUAUCGUCUGGUAUACCGCCACUCGCGCCUUUGGCUUCUUUUGCGGGGCGGCUCACGAACACGUUCUGUGCCAGUUUGGGACAGGGGGUGCCGUCCAUGGUGGCGCUCACCACGACGAUGCCGAGUUUCUCGGAUCCUCCGGACAGUUUCUACCCGCCACAAGAACUCCCAGGUCCCCGUUUAAGCGCCGCCGAUCCCGGAGCAAGGAGGCAGGAAAGUCCGCACUCCGACGAGCUGCACAGCCGGGACAAGAGCUCCGAGCUGCUGAACUUCUCGGAAACUUUCCAAACAAUAUCAGGUGAGACCAAACUGUACAGCUCGGACGACGAGAAGCUGGACCUAAAAUCGGCGGACACCGUUUGCAGUGACCGAGAGGACAGCUCCGCGGACAGCGAGAACGAGAGCUUCUCGGACGGGAACAACUGUGGCUCCCUGUCCCAGAAGAGCAAACUAAAAACCGGCUCGCAGGAGGCGCUGCCGACCGGCACCUCGGCGGGGAAGAGCCGGAGGAGACGAACAGCUUUUACGAGCGAGCAGCUGCUGGAACUUGAAAAGGAGUUUCACUGUAAAAAGUACCUUUCCCUGACCGAACGCUCCCAGAUCGCGCACGCACUUAAACUGAGCGAGGUGCAGGUGAAGAUCUGGUUUCAGAACCGCAGGGCCAAGUGGAAACGGAUCAAAGCCGGCAACGUGAACAACCGGUCAGGGGAACCGGUGAGAAACCCCAAAAUUGUGGUCCCCAUCCCUGUGCACGUCAACAGGUUCGCUGUGAGGAGUCAGCAUCAACAAAUAGAGCAAGGGACCAGGCCUUGA